UCAGCUGCCAUCUUCUCCAGCGCAGUUGUGGACUUGCUUUAUUACUGUUAAGAUGCGCGCUACUCGUGUCAUGAUGGUCACGCCGACACCCGUUCGCACGCGUUGAAGGGCGGUUUGGAGAAAGAGCAAGUGAUACCAGUGUCAUAUAGGUGUGCAUAGGUGUUAAGUAUGCAAAUGUUAAUUAUGUGGUUACCUGAGGGCGAUUAUGAGUGUUGAGGAUAAUCACUGUGAUGUGUUAUGUUGAGUCGCAAGUUUUCCCUUCUGUGGCUGCUGCUGUGGUAACUGUGGCGUUAUCUCCAGCUGUCGCCGCCGUCGCCAGCAGCUGCGCCUCGAGGCUGAGGGGCUGUCAGACUGCCCAGAGGAAAGGAGGCUCCGGGCCAGGCCAAGACAUGCGAGGAACCAGCUGAGGAGCACAGACCCGUGAUGGUGCAGAUGGGGCCAGUCCAGCAUGUCCCAGGCAUCAGCAGCAGCAGCGGCAGUAGAGAGCGGCGGUGGUAAGCUGCAGCCGCCGCACAAUGUGGUGGUAUAUGUGGCAGGCGAGGGGGGUGGGGGGCCGGGAGGGGCGCAGGUGCCUCCUCGUGCCAUGAUCACCCCUCACCCAGUCAAACCAACCAACCCCCACAUGGUCAAUGGCUUCAGGGUGGCUAACCCGUUGCAUCAGCAGCAGCAGCAGCAACAGCAGCAACAACAGCAACAGCAACAAUCUCACUAUGGUAUGCAGAUGAACGACAGCCUUCAGCAGCAACAGCAGUUCCUUAUGAAUAAAAUGAAUGGAGUUGAGGGAGCGACAAACUGCUUUCCAACGAGCCAGGCUCCUCAGCAGCUGCAGUACCUUCCUGGUGGCAACUAUGUCACCACAGUUACUGUUCAUGCUUCAGAGCAGUCACAACAAAUGCAGCAACACAGUAUGCAGCAGCAACAGCAGCAACAACAACAACAACAGCAACAGCAACAGCAGCCGCAACAGCAGCAGCAACAACAACAGCCGCAGCAACAGCAGCAGCAAACAAGAGCAAUGAAUCAACAGCAGUUACAGCAUCAGCAACAGCAGCAGCAGCAGCAGCAGCAACAGCAGCAGCAUUUACAAAAUCAAGUUAAUGUCAACGUAAUGGGUUCCAUGAAUGGUUACGUGCAGAAUGGUGUGAUGAUGCAAGUUAGCAACGGCACCAUAAACAACAACUCUGCAAUAAUGUGCAAUGCACAGAUGAUGAAUAAUCAGAUGGCUGCUAGUAACAAUAAUAAUAACAAUAAUAAUAAUAAUAGUAACAAUACCAGUAAUAAUAAUAAUGCAGCUAUGAAUAAUAACAAUAAUAAUAUGGUCGUUGCCCGACCAAGAACUAGUUCCCGGUGUGACUCAGUGAGAUCAGAAACGGCAGAGUCAAGUUGCAGUAGUCUGAGCUCGGAUAGUCAGAUAGAACAUAGUCAGCAGCAGCAGCAGCAACAGCAGCAGCAACAGCAGCAACAGCAGCAGCACCAACACCAACAGCAGGCUAACAGUCAGUUCACCAACAAUCAGCAAUACCAGGUUAUGAACAAUGCACAGUAUAUGAACAACCAUAUGCAAGCAGUGAACCCAAAUAGUUACAAUUGUUAUCCAAAUUACAUGGCUGGUCAGUCGUCUGGUGGUGGUAGUAAUGUGAGCGGAAUGAAUCAAACUGGUGUGUACAAUAAUCAAAAUAUUGUACAGGCCUUUCACCAAGUGAACACAGUGCAGCAUGUACAGAUGCAGGGGGGACAGUUGCAGAUAAUGCAGCAGCAAUACCAAUAUGUACAGGGCCAGAAUAUGAACGUAAUGCCACAGAACCAAGGCAUGUGUGUGAACAAUAUGCAGAGAUUGGGUAUGAUGCAGGCUGGGGGGAUGGUACAGGGUCAGGGGACCAAUAUGAUGCAUGGACAGAUCAUGCAAGGACAGAACAUUGCAACUCAUAAUGCCAAUGUGAUGCAAGGACAAGGCAUGAGCAUGGUGACGGGACAGCCAGGAAUGAAUGUGAUGCAGGGUCAGAACAUGAAUAUGAUGCAAGGACAAGCAAUGAACAUUCCACAGCCGCAGAGUGGAAACAUGAAUGUAAAUCAGUACCACGCAGGUCAUGGACAAGAAGUGAUGAAUCAGUGUAACCUAGUGAUGGGAGGGCAGAAUGGAGGUCAUGGCAACCUGAUGGGCAUGCAGGGUGGCAUGCAACAACACAUGAUGGGUGGAGGCAUGAUGCCUGAACAGCAGCAACAAGCAGUCAUGAUGGGAGGUGCCAUGCAGGGAAACAUGGCCAUGGUGCCUGUCGGUGCCAAGAUGGCUGGAUCUAACAUGCCUCACACCAACUUGAUGGCUGGCUCAGGUGGGCCACCAGUAGGUGUCAUCAACACCAUGUGUGGUGCCAUGCCAGCAGGCACUCCUGCCGUGCAUCCACCGGCUGACAGCAAGAAUUUCAUGCCACUUGUUGUCCCAUUUGGAUGGAGGAGAGUCAUCAACAAUGGCCAAGUCGUCUACAUAAGGUAAGCAAGGAAGGCGCUAGAUAGUGACGAGGGAGGAGGAGGAAGAGGUAAGGAAAGGGAGAAAAAGGUAGUACUA
Messenger RNA from Penaeus indicus, 2563 nucleotides. Its product is annotated as transcription factor mef2A-like. The transcript is spliced from 3 exons. NCBI's taxonomy places the organism in Eukaryota, Metazoa, Arthropoda, Malacostraca, Decapoda, Penaeidae. The coding region runs from base 449 to 2491 and encodes 680 amino acids. The record is from RefSeq and is a predicted model, not a curated record.